Molecule: messenger RNA, 658 nt
Organism: Haliotis rubra (blacklip abalone)
Lineage: Eukaryota; Metazoa; Mollusca; Gastropoda; Lepetellida; Haliotidae
Exons: 5
Coding region: 129-602 (157 amino acids)
Molecular function (GO): calcium ion binding
Source: RefSeq, a predicted model, not a curated record
ACAUCUACCACCUACAGCUUAUCAGCUGCGAACUAUCUGCCAUAUGUGUUCUUCCAUAUUUUCACAUCCGUAAUGACUGCAGAAAAAUGCACCAAACUUCACCAAUGAACUAGAAUUAAACCAGCAAGAUGUCUAUCCUCGUCCUGACCAUUCUCUGUGUGGCUGUUAUCUCAAGUUCAGCUUUGAUCAUCCCGAGAGUCAACAAGACCAAUACCCCCGACCCGAGCACUCAUCACACGGAUCCGAACCACAUGGACCAGGUGGCUGUAGACAGCAAACAAGCCAGGACUGUUUUCCGGGAACUCACACUGGGAAAUACCUUUCUCAAAAUGCAGGACCUAGAGAGAUUCCUGAAUAGUUCAGAUACAAACGGUGACGGCCAGGUGACAAGUGACGAGUUUCUCCAAACGUGGUUCCAACAUAAGGUUGGUUCGCUUGUCAACGCAGUCCAAUUCUUCUUCAACAUCGACAUAAACAAGGACAACAGGAUCACCGAUGAUGUCGAUCUCAAGUACAUAUUCGGCAUAUUUGAUAGAAAUGACGACGGUGUCGUGGAUGAGGCGGAGUUUGUCGUCCAGUGGGUGAAGUUGUCAUCUCUGUGACGACGCGCGGAAUACACACAGAGCACAUAUACCAAAAAUAAACCCUUCUUAAGUUA